AUGAGUGAUCUCGUCAAAUUUUCCACGCCAACAAAAAUAAAUGAUAAAGCUUUAGUGGCAGUUGACACUUAUAAGAAUACUUUCCAAAAACAAAUAAAGAACGAGCAAAAUGGAAUUUUGUUGAGACCAUCUUUUGGUACCGAAGGUGUUCCCACCGUUGUAGGAGUCAAUUAUUUCAAAUAUAAUGUUAAUGGAUUGAAAUUAUAUUCCUAUCGUGUAGAUUUAUUGGAAAAUCCUAACGUUAAAACCAGAUUAACUAUCAAAACUGCAGUUGAGAAAUAUUUAAUGGAAUUGGAACCAUUUAAAAGUAAAAAAGCUAUUAUUUAUUACCGUGAUCAUAAUCAUCUUUAUUCAAGAAUGCCGCUUCCUAUUGAAGACGUUGUUAUUUAUCCUCUUGAACUUGGUGGUGAUCCUAAAAGAGAAAAGAAAAUUGUUGAAUUAAAAAUCCAAUUUAUUAAACAAUUGAAUUUUUCUGAUUUGCUUAAUUAUACUCGAUUGAAAAAUUAUACUCCUGAUUUUUUGGAAACUGUUGAAUAUACUAACGCGUUAGUUGCAGUUAUGGGAUCACAAGUGAUGAAAAAUACUAAUGUUGUUGGUCUUGGUCCCAAUAAGUUUUUUUUGAUUGAUGGGGCCACGAAAACUACUGAAUUGGAUAAAGGGUUAUAUAUUGUAAUGGGGACGUUUGCUUCCGUUAGAUGUUCCUUUGACGAUGUUAGAAUUAAUUUAAACCCCACCCCAGCUAUUUUUUAUAAAUCAUCAAAACCAAAUGGUGAACCAAUGAAUGUUUUGGAUUUAAUUCAAGAAUUUUUAAAGAUUAGAAAUGUCCCUACUGAAAAAGAUAUUAAAAGAGCUCAAUCAUUUAUUAAGGGUUGUAAAAUCUAUCGUACUUAUCUUAAUCGUAAAACUGCUAAAGCUAUUCUUGGAUUUGAUUUCACCAACAAUUCCGAAACAUUAAAAUUCAAAGAUGCUAAUGAUAAAUUGGUUAGUGUUAAACAAUAUUUCAUUGAAAGAUGGAAUAUUAGAUUGAAAUAUCCAAAGUUACCAUUGAUUAAAAUUGGUCCUGAUGCAUUUUUACCUAUGGAAUUAGGAAUCAUUGCUCCUCAUCAACAAUACAAGGGGGAAUUAGCUGAUCCAGCAAAGAUUAUUAAAAUCACUGCUACCAGACCUAAUCAAAAGGCCGAAUUGAUUAGUAAAACCAAUAGAAAUUUGUUUCAGAAACAAGUUGAUUUUGGUAGUAUUGAAUCACAAUUCACCGUAGUUCCUGCCAGAGUUUUAAAUGCACCCACUAUUGAAUAUGCUAAUAAUCAAAUGGUUACUUAUAAACCCGCACCUUUUAAUGGCAGAUCUGAAAAGCAAAAGGGGAAUUGGAAUCUUGAAAGAUAUCGAUUUGUUGAUGCGGCAAAAAUCACCAAACCAAUGGGGAAACCAUUCAAUUUUGGUGUAGUUAUUUUAAAAGAUGACUAUGUUGCUAAACGUAUUGGUGAUUUACAAAAAGCCGUCCCCGCAUUAUUAGCAGAACUUUCUCGAUUAGGUAUUAAAGUUGGUAAAAAUUUCCAAAAAUAUUCUGUUGAUUUAAAUCAUGCCACGGUUAAAUCUCCAUCCGGAUUAGAAUCUAAUUUAAUUUCCAUUGCCAAAAAGGCUAAAACAGUUGAUCAUUGCCAUUAUUUAUUAUUUAUCUUACCAAGACAAGAUACUCAAUUAUAUUCAGCUAUUAAAAGAGCUUGUGAUCUUAAAAUUGGGAUUCUUAACAGUUGUUCAGUUUUAAAUACUUUUACUAAAAAAAGACGGGGGUCCGAUAAUUUCGAUACUAUGACAUAUGCCCAAAUGGCCAUGAAAAUUAAUAUUAAAUUAGGGGGGUCAAAUCAUAAAUUAUCUAAAAAAGAUAGUCAAGGAUUAUUUGAUAAAAAUAAUGUUCCAAUUUUCAUUCUUGGAGCUGAUGUUACUCAUCCAACUGGUGAAAUCAAUUCCGAAUCAGUUUCUAUUGCGUCUAUAGUUGGUAGUGAAGAUGGAAUUUUUAAUAAAUUCCCGGGAUCAGUUAGAAUUCAAACUGGUGGACAAGAAGUUAUUGCUGAUGUUAAAAGUAUGGUUUUAGAAAGAUUAGAAAAUUUCCAUAAAAAAGUCGGCAAAUUACCAAGUAAGGUAUUAUUUUAUCGUGAUGGAGUAUCUGAGGGGCAAUAUACCACGAUUUUAAAAGAAGAAUUAACAAAAAUUAAAGCAGCUUUUAUUGAAUAUGGUAAAUUGAAAAAUAUACCAAAAUAUUCUCCAACAAUUACAUUUAUGAUCGUUGUUAAAAGACAUCAUACAAGAUUUAUUCCUAUUCAUGAUAAUGGUGAUGAUCCUAAAACUAAAAAACAAAUUGCUGUUACUAGUAAUGAAAAUGUAAUUCCUGGUACUACUGUUGAUAGAGAAAUCACUUCUCCUGCUUAUUUUGAUUUUUAUGUUCAAUCUCAACAAUCUUUACAAGGUACUGGUAUUCCAGCUCAUUAUUUUGUUUUACAUGAUGAAAAUAAUUAUACUUCAGAUGCUAUUCAAAAAAUUACUUAUGAUUUAUGUCAUACUUUUAGUAGAGCUACUAAAUCAGUUAAAGUUGUCCCUGCAGCUUAUUAUGCUGAUUUAUUAUGUACAAGAGGAAGAGAUUAUAUUUAUGGUUUUGUUAAAGAUCCAAAUUUAUCUGGUACUCCUAUUGAAAGAGCAAGAACUAAAUUUGGUGAAAAUGUUAAUCCAAGUGUUCGUAACACAAUGUUUUACAUUUAG
Candida dubliniensis CD36 is the source of this 2754-nucleotide messenger RNA. RefSeq names its product Ago1p (gene AGO1). Bases 1 to 2754 code for a protein of 917 amino acids. Lineage: Eukaryota; Fungi; Ascomycota; Pichiomycetes; Serinales; Debaryomycetaceae. The transcript has a single exon. The record is from RefSeq and is a predicted model, not a curated record. Gene Ontology annotation, molecular function: RNA binding; protein binding.